GGCAUAUUCCAUUUCCUUCACUUUCUGUGAACAAGUCAUCGAGUUUCUCUCUAAAAAGCUUCAAAAUCCUUUUGGAGAGAGAAAGUGAAAGAGCGCGCUCAAAAGGAAGAUCUCUCUCAGCUCCCUUGUUUGCUGGAAUUCGGUCGGCAGAAAAGAGAGUUAUUUGCUUUGGAAGAGGAGAAAGGAUAAACAAGUUUUGAUUUAUAGGAAAGCAGAAGAAUCUUCAAAAUUCAGCGACCAGGUUCAGGGGGUGACUUGCCCCAAGGUGGCGAGUACAACCCUUUUCCUGUAGCUCGAAGGGUGAAUUCCGCCCAUACAAUGCUCAUGGAUGAGGAUUUGGAGGACGGUAAUUUGGGGCCUUACCAGGACAGGCCAAGGACCUUUCCCAAUAUGCGCAGCAAAGCUUACACCCCAUGGAUUUUUCGAAUCCUGCUUGGGAUAAAUUUCCGCAUUCUUUUAGUACUCUUGCUCGUGGGAUUUGGAGUGGUCUUUUACAUUGGAGCAAGAACUUCUCCAAUCAUCGUAUUUGUAUUCUCAGUUUGUAUUGUCAGCUUUCUUUUCUCAAUAUACCUUACUAAGUGGGUACUCUCAAAGGAUGAGGGGCCUCCUGAGAUGAUUCAGAUAUCAGAAGCCAUACGUGACGGGGCUGAAGGUUUCUUCAGGACCCAGUAUGGGACUAUCUCUAAGAUGGCAUUUUUGCUAGCUGUAGUCAUCCUUUGCAUAUACUUGUUUCGCAAUACAACUCCUCAACAAGAAUCUUCUGGUAUUGGGAGGUCUACUUCUGCAUAUAUCACGGUAGCUGCAUUUCUUUUGGGAGCCCUGUGUUCAGGGAUUGCAGGGUAUGUUGGGAUGUGGGUGUCAGUUCGUGCAAAUGUUCGAGUUUCUAGUGCUGCAAGAAGAUCUGCAAGAGAGGCAUUGCAGGUAGCCGUUCGGGCUGGUGGUUUUUCUGCUAUAGUUGUUGUUGGUAUGGCUGUAAUUGGCAUAGCAAUUCUAUAUGCCACAUUUUAUGUUUGGCUGGGGGUGGAUUCCCCGGGUUCAAUGAAGGUUACCGAUUUGCCUCUUCUUCUUGUUGGAUAUGGCUUUGGAGCUUCUUUUGUUGCCCUGUUUGCUCAGUUGGGUGGUGGAAUAUACACAAAAGCAGCAGAUGUUGGAGCAGACCUUGUUGGGAAAGUGGAGCAGGGAAUUCCUGAAGAUGACCCUAGGAAUCCUGCCGUGAUUGCAGAUCUGGUUGGAGACAAUGUAGGCGACUGUGCAGCUAGAGGUGCCGAUCUCUUUGAAAGUAUUGCAGCUGAAAUAAUCAGUGCUAUGAUACUUGGGGGAACAAUGGCUCAACGUUGUAAAAUUGAAGAUCCAUCAGGCUUCAUAUUGUUCCCUCUUGUUGUUCACUCAUUUGAUCUGGUUAUAUCAUCUGUUGGAAUUCUAUCAAUUAGGGGUACACGUGAUUCUGGUGUGAAGGCCCCAAUAGAGGAUCCAAUGGCAAUUCUUCAAAAGGGAUAUUCUAUCACUAUAGUGUUAGCUGUACUAACAUUUGGUCUGUCUACCCGUUGGUUGCUUUACACCGAACAAGCUCCUUCUGCGUGGUUUAACUUUGCAUUAUGUGGACUAGUUGGUAUCAUCACAGCUUAUAUUUUUGUCUGGAUUACCAAGUACUACACUGAUUACAAGCAUGAACCUGUACGCACUUUAGCUCUUUCUAGCUCCACGGGUCAUGGGACAAAUAUAAUUGCUGGAGUGAGUUUGGGACUCGAGUCAACUGCUCUUCCUGUUCUCACUAUUAGUGCAUCUAUUAUCUCUGCAUUCUGGCUUGGUCACACCUCUGGACUGGUAGAUGAAACCGGAAAACCAACCGGUGGACUCUUCGGUACAGCUGUAGCAACAAUGGGAAUGCUCAGCACUGCUGCCUAUGUUCUCACUAUGGAUAUGUUUGGUCCUAUAGCUGAUAAUGCUGGUGGAAUUGUAGAGAUGAGUCAGCAGCCAGAAAGUGUUCGGGAGAUCACUGAUCUCUUGGAUGCAGUAGGGAACACUACAAAAGCAACGACAAAAGGUUUUGCCAUUGGAUCUGCUGCACUUGCGUCUUUCCUUCUGUUUAGUGCUUAUAUGGAUGAGGUUGCUACAUUUGCUCAUGAACCUUUUACACAGGUUGACAUUGCCAUUCCAGAAGUCUUCAUUGGAGGGUUAUUGGGUUCAAUGCUUAUAUUUUUAUUUAGUGCUUGGGCUUGUUCAGCAGUUGGUCGAACUGCUCAAGAAGUUGUUAAGGAAGUAAGGAGACAGUUUAUUGAAAGGCCUGGUAUAAUGGACUACAAGGAGAAGCCUGAUUAUGGUCGUUGUGUUGCUAUUGUGGCAUCUGCAUCCUUAAGAGAAAUGAUAAAACCUGGUGCCUUGGCUAUUGUUUCACCUAUAGUGGUUGGAUUUCUGUUCCGGAUUUUGGGAUAUUAUACUGGACACCCUCUACUUGGGGCUAAAGUUGUCGCUUCAAUGCUCAUGUUUGCAACAGUUUCUGGUAUUCUUAUGGCUCUUUUCCUGAACACAGCAGGAGGUGCAUGGGACAAUGCUAAGAAGUACAUUGAGACGGGGGCUCUUGGUGGUAAAGGAAGUGAUUCUCAUAAAGCUGCAAUAACGGGAGAUACCGUUGGAGAUCCAUUUAAAGACACAGCCGGGCCUUCUCUCCACGUCCUCAUAAAAAUGCUUGCGACGAUUACACUUGUUAUGGCUCCUGUGUUUCUGUGAGUUGCUUAUAUUGACUGUGGUAUCACUGGCGUAUUGCACCCAUUUUUCGUGAUAACUUAGAUGUUUUUGCAAAUAUACGGAUAGGUGUUUGAAGUAGAAUGAGGGUGCCUGAUUUAGUGAUGUACUGAUUCCUUCACUUAUAUCUUGAAUAAGAGAGAUCUUAAUUAACUGCU
This is a messenger RNA of Morus notabilis, 2900 nucleotides long. Its product is annotated as pyrophosphate-energized membrane proton pump 2. Gene Ontology annotation, biological process: proton transmembrane transport. The record is from RefSeq and is a predicted model, not a curated record. Gene Ontology annotation, molecular function: diphosphate hydrolysis-driven proton transmembrane transporter activity; inorganic diphosphate phosphatase activity. The coding region runs from base 319 to 2727 and encodes 802 amino acids. Lineage: Eukaryota; Viridiplantae; Streptophyta; Magnoliopsida; Rosales; Moraceae. Gene Ontology annotation, cellular component: membrane. The transcript has 16 exons.